AUCCAGCAGAGCGCCCUGUUUCUGAUCGAUUUCUAUUGGACGUUUUUUGUGCGAUUUUAACCAAUCACACUCACCCAGGUCACAGCAAAUGAACAGGAAGAAAAGAUGGCGGCGAGGAACGGAAAGAAUGGUCUACUGGAAAAAUGGAGGAUUGAUGAAAAGCCAGUCAAGAUUGACAAAUGGGAUGGUGCAGCGGUGAAGAACUCUCUAGAUGAUGCAGCUAAGAAGGUUCUGAUUGAAAAAUACGGCUACGUUGAAAACUUCAACUUAGUCGAUGGACGUCUGUUCAUUUGCACGAUCUCCUGCCUUUUCGCCAUUGUAGCUUUAAUCUGGGAUUACCUGCACCCAUUCCCAGAGUCCAAGCCUGUGCUGGCCUGCUGUGUCGUUUCAUACUUCAUCAUGAUGGGGAUUUUGACCCUCUACACCUCUUACAAAGAGAAGAACAUCUUCCUUGUGGCCAUGCAGAAGGACCCAGCUGGCAUGGACCCAGAUCACAUCUGGCAGCUCUCCUCUAGCCUAAAAAGGUUUGAUGACCAGUAUACGUUUAAAAUUUGUUUCACUGAUGGGAAAACCAAGCAGUCGAGGGAGAUGGAGAUUACGAAGUCAGUCGGGGUGUUCUUUGAUGAGAACGGGACGCUGGUGAUGGACCAAUAUGAGAAAUGUGUCUCAAAACUUCAUGACACACUGGCCACGGACAAGAAGAAGAAGUAGUGUUUAGUCGAAACUGACGGCACCGGCCUUCAGCGAAGCAGCACACGCAGUAACGGUGGCUUUAGUGGGACAAAACAGAUGUUAUUCAGGCUAGUGAGUGUUAUCAGAGUUCAGCUCACAGCUGGAACAUCACAGAAGGUCAAAAGUGUUUUUUUAUUGCUUCUGUUAAAAAAAUGGUCCAGGUUUUUUUUUUUUUUUUUUUAUAAUGCAACUUCAGUUUGGUGUUUCAAUUUAAUGCUCUUAUUAAAAAUACAGACAUUUCUACAACAAGAAUAGAUUAAAAAAAACAAUGGUCUACAAUAUCAUUAGAUUUUAGUUAAAUUUAAAGGAUCACUUUAAAGAAAUAGUUCACCCAAAAAUGAAUAUUUGGUUUAUAUGUUUGUUUUUCCUCAUAAUUAAGAACACUUCCCAUAAAGUUUUUAGGUGUUUGGAGGAUAUUUAUAUUUUCAUAAAGCAGAAUAAGUCACUCCUUACUUUAGGAGUGUUUUUGGAGGUGACCUACAUUAGUUCUCCCACAUUUCAUGACGCCUUGUGAAGAUGAGUAUAUGUAUAUUUUGUCCCGCGCCUUAUUAAAUGUCUCUUCAAUCUGCACUUUUUUUUUUUUUUUUUCUGUUCAGAAUUUUAAUUGUUUAGGCUUUGAGUGACAGUGACAAGCAGAAAAAGGGACUUUGUCCAUCUGUUGUGUCCCUUGCCGCUUUAAUACUUUUGUGUUCGGCCAUUUAAGCUUAAACCAGGGAUAAUCGUUUUGUUUCUUUUUUUGAGCAUUGGAUCAGUUUUGACCUGUUUUCACACUCAGGAGUGAAUGGACCUUAAUUUCCUGGUUUUCUGUGUUCUGUCAACAAAAAAUUUCAAGUAGAUUAUCUAUAAUUUAUUUUGAAAGAACAGUACAUCUGGAUGCAGUUUGUUUCUCUGUAUUGUGAAAUAUUAGGCUUGCUGAAUUCAACAAACGAUUCCUAGCAUUUUUGUCUAAUGAUAUUCAGCUUUAGCUACCAAUAUUGUAUGUGCCUGUUAUCAAACAAGAAAAAAUUACAAAAUAAAGUGAUAAGGCAUUUUUA
Messenger RNA from Cyprinus carpio (common carp), 1766 nucleotides. Its product is annotated as probable signal peptidase complex subunit 2. Gene Ontology annotation, biological process: protein targeting to ER. The coding region runs from base 106 to 711 and encodes 201 amino acids. Gene Ontology annotation, cellular component: signal peptidase complex; membrane. The record is from RefSeq and is a predicted model, not a curated record. Lineage: Eukaryota; Metazoa; Chordata; Actinopteri; Cypriniformes; Cyprinidae. The transcript has 5 exons.